UCCAAGAAUAUAUUUUACAAAUUAUCAAAAACUUGUCUAAAUAUUUUUUAAGGAAAAUUGCUUAUAUGAAGGAUAAGGCCCAGUCUGCUAGUUCAGUUAGUGUAAAUCAGGAUAAAUAUGAAGAAAAAGUUAUGUUGUUACAAUUACGUGGAGUACUUGACUAUGAAGCCGUGAAGAGGGCCGCUCAAAACGGAGCAAUUCGAGUUCGUGAAGCAGACACAGAAACACCUUUGGUUCAGGUUGGUUCAUCCUUUUACUCUGGCGAAUGGACUGAAACAUUAGGAACAGACAUGAUAUUCUCAAUAAACAGUGAUGCAAUAGAUAAGUCAAAGAUGGAAUUCGUGGCAGUUUCAGAUACGAGGCUUUCUACUAAAAAAGUUUUAUUGUCAAAAGAUGAUGAUACAAAGACGAAUAUUGAUUUGGGGAAUAAUGCAGGAUGACGUGUUUUUAUGAGAGUUUCUUGUAUUUUUAUAUUUUUUUGUUGAUCUUGCAAUCUGUACACAUUUUUAAA
This is a messenger RNA of Meloidogyne enterolobii, 511 nucleotides long. The record is from the annotation of a GenBank genome assembly. Lineage: Eukaryota; Metazoa; Nematoda; Chromadorea; Rhabditida; Meloidogynidae.